Messenger RNA from Anneissia japonica, 1682 nucleotides. Its product is annotated as spindle assembly abnormal protein 6 homolog. The coding region runs from base 181 to 1377 and encodes 398 amino acids. Lineage: Eukaryota; Metazoa; Echinodermata; Crinoidea; Comatulida; Comatulidae. The record is from RefSeq and is a predicted model, not a curated record. The transcript is spliced from 6 exons.
GGGCGUUAUCCGAGAAUCUGCAUGGCGAUCGUAAACAAGAUUCUGCUGCUCAGCACAAAAGUAGGGUACAAUGCAAAAUGCCUCAUUAAAUUAGGCCUAACAGUAAUCUUUUGUUGAUAUUGGAACACAAGUUGCCAUCAUAGAAAUGAUCGCAACCAAAUAGGGCAUUUUUCUGAAAUCAUGUCUGCCAAUUGUUACAAUCGCCGUGGCAACAUGGAGGAAAUGAAGGAACAGCACCAACGGUUGAGCACCAAACACAUCGAGACUCUGAAAGUGAUGGCUGACUUGUCGAAAGAAAACAAGAAAUUGGUUGCAAAGAUCAAAGAAAUUGAGGAUGAGCUAUCACAAUGUAGUGAACUGCACACAUUAGCCAACGAAGCAAAGGCAAGAAUUAAGAGGGUGCAAGAAGAUUGCAACAGACGUUUGGACCACAACAAUAAAACUUUAGCAGAAAAACAUCAACAUGAGAUAAUGCGCGUUGUCUCUGAGAAGCUUGAAGCAGAAAAUUCAUGGCUGGAAGAAAAAAAGCAGUUGGAAAAUCGAAUCAGACAGCUUGAAUCAGCUAACACUAAGCUCACAGAAAAACUUGAUGUAAUUAAGAAAAAUGAUACAAGAAUAGAGGUACUCCAUCAACAAAUGGACAAAGCCAUUGAAGAGGUCAUGAAUUUAAAGAAAGAAAAUGCACAAUUGAAGGAAGAAAAUAUAGCAUACAGUAACAAAUUUCUAGGCCUGGAAACGGAGGUGAACCAGUUAAGACCUUUGGAGAAACAGGCCACGGAGCUAUCAUUGGACCUACAGGAGGCCAAGCAGAAGGUACGUGAAUUGGGGCUACAACUUAUGGACAAGGAAAAUAUAUUAUCUGUGCCACCUGAGCCUUAUGAUCACAAAGACCGGGCUGAGUUAGUUAAGUUGAAAAAAGAAGUUGUGAGAUUAACGAAAGAUGUUGAAAGCGCCCAGAAUGAGAUGUUGACGCACCGGGAGAAAGCUGUGUCAUACCAACAGCAGCUUCUAGAUAGCACGAAUACUCUGCUUGAGGAGCAAGAUGAAAAAGAGAAAUUGUUAAUUUUAUUAGGUCACACACAAGACGAACUACAAGAACUGAAAAAGAAAACCAGAUUUGAAGCCUCAAAUGCCGACUCUAAGAACGAAGUAAGCUUCAAAGAAUUUGUAGUAUUAAAACGUGAAUUAAACUUAUUGAAAGAUGAGAAUUUGCGAUUAAAGCAGGGAAGAAAAAGUUCUCAAUCUUUGCCAUGUUUGAAAGGCUCGACCACGACGUCUAAAGCCAGCAUCUGGUCACACAGUAGCAAAGGCGACAUGGGCUUAACAAAUAGUGCAUCGAAAUUAAGAAGUAUUCCACAUUCGUUAAAGAAAUAUUGACAAAAUCUUGGAUUUUUUAAUGCGUAGAUUUUUUUGUAAUCAUGUAGAAUGGUAUUAAUCGUUGCAUUCAGCACCAUGCAGAAUGUUUUAACAUACGCUGAUCAAUAAGCUACGCGCCGACAGCUGUUACAUCUUUUCACCGAGGUAUUAAUCUAAUCUUAUCCAUUUGCGUUUUUCUUCGUGAUUGAUGAAAGAUAAAUGAGUUUGCGAUCAUUUCAAAAUUUAGUAUCCAAGGCAUAAUUGGUAUACGCAUCAUCCAUUUCCUGACUUCCUGUUAAUUAAACUAUCCCAAAAACAGCUUCACA